This is a messenger RNA of Perca flavescens (yellow perch), 3415 nucleotides long. Its product is annotated as ephrin-A5b-like. Gene Ontology annotation, molecular function: ephrin receptor binding. Gene Ontology annotation, biological process: regulation of actin cytoskeleton organization; regulation of cell-cell adhesion; ephrin receptor signaling pathway. Gene Ontology annotation, cellular component: external side of plasma membrane; plasma membrane. The record is from RefSeq and is a predicted model, not a curated record. The transcript is spliced from 5 exons. Lineage: Eukaryota; Metazoa; Chordata; Actinopteri; Perciformes; Percidae. The coding region runs from base 865 to 1557 and encodes 230 amino acids.
GAGAGCAUGGCCGCAGGAGCCGGAGCGCUGCACACUUUUGGUUCGCUUCCUCCACAGUGAUAACACACCGCUUUCUCGUGCGCUCUCGGGUGAUGCUGCGGAGCCGCGCGCCACGGAACAUUUAACCCGGAGAUCGUGUGCGGAGAUCUGUGUUUUUCAUUUACUGCGUGCGUUGUUGCUCGGCACGGCAGAAGCGCUCGUGCUUGCCGAGGGUUCAGCCGGAGCUAAAGCUGCUGCUGCUUUAAGUCUUCUUAUUCUGCUUUUUUUUUUUUUUUUUUAUUUGGAGGGGGCUUCUUGGUUUAUUCCCAGCGAACAGGAGAGACUCUGAAAGCUGGUGAGCGCUACGGCACAAGGACUGCGUUUCUGCUCUCUUUAUCUUUGUAUUGUGGGAAAUUAAUUCUCUGUUGUUUUUUUUUAUUAGAUUAUUUUCUCCGCUGCGUAUAGCUCCUCUCUGGGAAAUCCAAGGCGAGUUGGAGAAAGUGUCCGCUGCGCCGCGCCGGAGUUGAGCCGGAGGAAGAUUGUUCAGGCAGAAAUAGUGUGGACUUGAAGUAUCCUAGAACUGUUAUUUUUUGUUUCAUUCUAAGCGAGUGGAGGAGUGAGCGUGUGGUGCAAAGUUGUUGACCUGACUGACACACCGAGGACUGAGCAAGGAAACGAGAGAGAGAGAUAUUUAGGCUUUUAUUUCUUAGUUCCUAAACACCGAGGAGGGAGCUUCUACAUCUGUGCGGGAAUAAAACGCGUCAAGUGGACAUUUCACCAACCACUUCCAACAGAAGCCUUUACAAAGCCGAGCCAGAGGAGAGAAAAAGAGAGAGAGAGAGAGGCUGGAAUCAACCUUGGCUUCCCCGGAGUUCCAGAGCCAAUAUGCCGCAGGUGGAAAUGAUCCUCCUCUUCCUCACGCUCAUCUUUGCGAUGUGUGUGUACGGCCAGGACCCGGCUUCCAAGGUGGUGACGGACCGCUACGCCGUGUACUGGAACCGCACCAACCCCAAGUUUUACCGAGGUGAUUACCACAUCGACGUAUGCAUCAACGACUACCUGGACGUCUACUGCCCGCACUACAUCGGCCCGGUGUCUGACGAGCGGGCCGAGCGCUACGUCCUCUACAUGGUGAACUACGACGGCUAUAGCUCCUGCGACCACACCGCCAAGGGCUUCAAACGCUGGGAGUGCAACAGGCCUCUGUCGCCCAACGGACCGCUGAAGUUCUCCGAGAAGUUCCAGCUCUUUACUCCCUUCUCCUUAGGCUUUGAGUUUCGCCCUGGCAGAGAGUAUUAUUAUAUCUCCUCCAUCACUGACGACAAGGGAAGAAGAAGCUGCCUUCGACUUAAAGUCUUCGUCAGGCCUCAGAACAAUUGUGUGAAAAACUCUGGGACCGUGCAGGAAGGGGUCGAUUUCGAGGACAACAAUCACAAUUCUCUAGAACCCAGAGACGGCAUCGGUCACGAGUCGCCAGAGCCGGCGAGAAGGGAUGUGAACUCUGUCGGUCGGCGCCAGACUUCCGUCCUGCUGCUCAGCUUCGCCCUCAUACUCCUGGCUGCCAUCUUGUCUUUAUAGCGCCCAGCCUGAGGAAUGGAUUGUCCUGAUUGGACCACAGGCCGCCCUACCCUGCAACCCCUCCCCUCAAGGAGCACUUUUAAAAAAAAAUUUAAAAAGAAGAAGAAGAAGAAGAAAAACACUGACAUCUCUCUAGGUGAAACGAGAGAGGAAGGGACUUCGACGCUGAAGCCUUUUGUUGUUUUUUUGGACUUGCCAACAUUGAGUGGUUCUUGACUUUCUGGUGGGUGCUGAUGGACAAGGCGCCCCGAGGUGAAGGAGGCCUAGUCUCUUACUUUUCCGCCUCGCUGCCGUCCACAGUAUGCAGAUUUUCUUUGUUUUAAAGACAAGCACACAUACAUGCUUACAGGCAUACACACAGACACACAGACACACACACACACACAGAACACAAACGACACAAUCAGUACACUCUUUGGCUUGAAUGGUAAAGAAGCACAGCAGGAUCCCGCAAACGUUUACAGACAUUUAACAUUUUAUUAGUGUUCAGGAAAAAAAACGCCACCUAACCCCUUGACAUGUAACAUGAUUAAAUCUCACAUCAAAGUGGAAGAGGUUUCGAAGAAGAUCCGGGAGCGAAGCAUCGCGCACAGGCCAACGGAAAGGAAAAGGAGAAGGAUGUUGUUGCUAGGAGACUGGUGCCAAAGGUGUGGGGGGUAUGUGGUGGGCCUUUGAUGACUUAACCUUCCUCUCAGGUUAAAAAGGAGUCGGAUGUCAGACUGCGGAGGACCCAUGUUGAGAGUGAAAAAAAAGAAAAUUUCAUCUUUUAGUGUUGGGAUAGAGCCGGUUUAACGAUCGGUUAAUGUGGUCUUUGUUUUUUUUUUAAUAAUCACCUAAUUCAAUUGUAGCAGCCAUCACGGGUGUACAGUAAAAUAUUUGAACGGAGCGUAGAAGUGCGUACGGUAUUUUGCCAGGCAAAAUGUAUUUUCCUAUUUAUUGUGAAGUACUCGUGCUUUCUUUCUGUUCUGGUUUUAGUCUGCAAAGUACAAACAGUAGAAAAGGCAAUAAAAACAACUCCACUUACCCAUUAAGUUACUUCACAUAUUACACCGUUUUUUGAUACAAUCAUACAAAAAACACUGAGUACAGUUUAUGUAUCUGUUUGCUGAUGAUGGUCUUUUAAAUGUUUUUAACAAAGUCCAGGAAGAAGAAGAAGGAAAAAAAAAAAAAAAAGUCUGAUGUGCUAUCAGGGUGUAGAAAUCAUAGAAUGUUUGUGUUUGGAUUUUGUCAUUAAAAAUGUCACAAAUGUAGUUUUACUAUUACACUAUUGCUUUUGUGGAUCACUGUCAUAACACGACUAUUGUAUAUAGAGACAAAUUUCCUACAAAGUUCAGGGAUGUGUCCAUGCCUAACAUGAGGUAAAAAAAAAGUGUUGUUUUUUAACUCACGGGGGUUAAUCUCCCUUCAGAUAAAGCAGCACAAGUUUUGUGUGGCGAUAGAUAUGUUUCAGUGAGACAGUGACGGAGGUGCAGAGCAGGUGGUGGUAGUGUGUGUGAGGGCGGAGGGGGUGGGUGUGCGAUUCAGUUGCCCUCUUUGAUGUCGUGUAAAGUGGCGUGUGUACAGAACACCCUCCUACCGGUUAUUUCUGGAAUGAAAAAAAAUCGACCACCCGCAGAGAUGGAAUAAACAGAGUGAGGUGUCCUGUUCUCUCGGGGCAAACUGAAACUUUGUAGAGCCUCUGCUGAGAUCAACGGUCAUGUUUUCCAAGCACGGACACGCGGUAAACAUAUAUUUUCCACUAGGCUUGUUCAGAUUGGCGAUCCGCUCGACCAUCGACCAUUUAAAGGGACUUGAUGGGUAUGGACCUUUUUUCACACCAGACAUUUUGACUUGUCAUAGCAGGAAAAGCCCAGCUGAA